Messenger RNA from Brachypodium distachyon (stiff brome), 1250 nucleotides. Its product is annotated as PRA1 family protein B6. The record is from RefSeq and is a predicted model, not a curated record. Lineage: Eukaryota; Viridiplantae; Streptophyta; Magnoliopsida; Poales; Poaceae. Gene Ontology annotation, cellular component: Golgi apparatus; endoplasmic reticulum. Gene Ontology annotation, biological process: vesicle-mediated transport. Bases 143 to 940 code for a protein of 265 amino acids. The transcript has a single exon.
UCCCUUUCUCCCUCAAAUAGACCCGGGGCUCCAGCGAAGCGAACCCCACGUCGAGUUCUCAUCCUUUUCUUCCAACUUUCCCCACAACCUCCUCUGAGAUUCCUCUCGCCCCCGCCCCGAGAAAUCUCCGAUUGAUCUCGCGAUGCGGAGCUCUGGCGCCGCCGCCUCGGCCCCUCCAGCCGCCAUGUACGGCUCCCACGGGGCGCCGCCCGCCUCUUCCGGCGGCUACUCCAAGAUCCCCAACUACCCCACGCCCCCGUCCGCCUACCCCAACCCCAAUCUUAGCCCGUCCCCGCCGGUCUGGGGGCGGCCGCCGGGUACUGAGCCGGCCCCGGCCCCGAUCCAGGACCCCACGGCGCCGCCGAACUCGCUCGCCAAGGCGGCCGAGCUCGUCACGCGGUUCCGGGAGCAGGGCCAGGCGCUCAUCGCCGCCCGCCGCCCGUGGGGAGAGGUCUUCCGCUCCCCUGCCUUCUCCAAGCCGCCCAACGUCGGGGAGGCCGUCUCCCGGAUGCGCCGCAACACGGCCUACUUCCGCGCGAACUACGCGCUCGCCGUGCUCUCCGUCGUCGCUGCGUCGCUGCUCUGGCACCCGGGCACCCUGUUCGUGCUCCUCGCGCUCUGCGCCGCCUGGUUCUUCCUCUACUUCGCGCGCCCCGCCGAGGGCGGCCAGCCGCUCCGGAUCUUCGGCACGGAGUUCGACGACGGGACCGUCCUGGCCGUGCUCUCCGGGGUCACCGUCAUCGCGAUGCUCUUCACCGACGUCGGCUGGAACGUCGUCGGGUCGGCCAUGAUCGGGGUUGCCCUCGUCGGCGCCCACGCCGCGCUCAGGUCCACCGACGACCUGUUCUUGACCGAGCAGGAGGCAGCCGGCAACGGGCUCAUGGCUGCCGGCCUUAGCGCCGCUGGGCCCAUAUUGCCCACAUACGUCCGCAUUGGUUGAUCGUGCAUCCCUUUCCGCCCAGCGUGGUAUGAUGGUGCCCAAGAUGCAUACUUUGUGCUUGCUUGCAACUGCCUGUUCAUGAUUGUUUUAUGUGGCACAGUAUCUAUUGGUUCUUCUGUUCGCCUGUAAAAAUACUAGCUUGGCUUGUGAUCUCACACUACGAACACAUAAAUUUUUCAUGUGAAUUGAGUUGGCAGUCGUGGUGUUCAUUUGUAAAGCUGAUAAUGGCCAUUGUGAUCCGAUUCUUUGGUAGUUUAUUACUGGCAGUGAUAUGUUGAUGUUUUUGUGCAAUUCUACCCCCUUACACCUU